GAUCACAUCUACUUUUUUUCCUCACAAGCACUGCAAAAACAAAAAAAAAACACACAAGCUCUGCCUUCCACUUUAAUGGCGUUUCUUGUUCUUCUUCUUCUUUUAAAUUUUGUAUUUAAUGCAACAAAUGCUCAGUCAACAAGCUCUAUUAUCAAACCAGGUUCUUCUCUUUCACCCAUUAAUAAUUCAUAUUUGCUAUCUCCUUCCGGCCAGUUCGCUUUCGGUUUCUACCGAUACAAAAACGGCUACUCCGUAGGCAUAUGGUUCGAAAACAUCCAGCAGAAAACAGUUGUAUGGACGGCUAACCGAGAUGCCUCGCCGUUCCCUAGCGAUGUCACAUUGGUUUUAACCACCGAAGGUACCCUUAUUGUUCGACCAAAGCAAGGUCAAGACGUACUCAUUGCCGAUACUAGUAGUGAUAACGUGUCACGGUUAGCAACUUCGGCCUCGAUGCUCGAUUCGGGUAACUUUGUUUUGUUGAAUUCGAGUGGUGGGAUCGUAUGGAAGAGUUUUGAUUUCCCGACCGAUACCAUUUUACCAGGACAACGUCUAGCGGUGACCGGUAAGCUCGUUUCGAGUGUUGCCGAGUCGGAUCAUGGUAGCGGAAAAUUUCUAAUUCUUAUGCAAAGUGAUGGGAAUUUGGUCCAAUACCCUGUUGGAGCAGUACUGGAACGUGGUGCUGCUUAUUGGGCUACUAAUACAUUUAAUGCUGAGAGCUUGAAUCUUGAUGGUAAUGGUCACCUAUAUUUGUUAAAUGAUACCGGGUUCAACAUCAAAAGUAUUAAUAAGAACUACGUUAAUGCCUCGGGUAAGUCCGUGUAUCGUGCAACAAUUGAUACGGAUGGUAUAUUUCGAUUGUACUCACAUAGUUUUAACCGAUUUGAUGAUUGGUACACCGAAUGGUCAUCCUCUAAUUAUAGAUGCGAUCCUUUAGGUUUGUGCGGUGAGAAUAGUUAUUGUGUUAUGACGGAUGGGGAACCCGUUUGUCAAUGUCCUCCUCAUUUCAAUUAUAUCAAUGAGAAGCGAAAGGAAUUGGGUUGCCGAAAGAACUAUAGUUUAGUUGCUUGUGACACAAGAAAUGGCCGACUUUUUGAUUUUCUUGAGGUGAACGAUGUGUCUUGGAAAGAUGAUGCGUAUUCCAGUCUCUCGUCGAUGACAAAGAACAGUUGUAGAGCCGAGUGUUAUCAAGAUUGUCGUUGUGAAGCUGUUGUCUUCGAGAACGAGGUGUGUAAAAUGAUGAAGUUGCCGUUACGGUUUGGGAGAAAAGUAUUAAGUGGUCAAGUUACUGCAUUUUUGAUUGGUGGAGAACUUGCUGGUGUUGGGACAAGGAAAAAGAAAAGGAAGCUAAGAUUGGAUAUGUUAAUCAUUAGUAUUGCCAUGGCAUGCUUGACGCUCGGGUUUCUAGUUCUAGCAACUAUCGGCGUUCGAAAGUAUCGUGCUUAUGUUCGAAAAUACAAGCGUGUUUUGCGUUUAGUAAACAAUCGAGUUGCUGAAGAUGUUGCCUUGAAAUCAUUUUCCUUCGAGGAGCUUAAAGAUGCAACCAACAAUUUUGUGGACGUGAUCGGUAAAGGAGCUUACGGGACGGUUUUCAAAGGGGUGCUAUUCGAUGGCGAGAGAACAGUAGCCAUCAAGAGACUGGAAAAAGUGGUGGCCGAAGGUGAAAGAGAUUUCCUGAAUGAAAUGAAAGCCAUCGGGAAAAUACAUCACAAGAACCUCGUUCGAUUGCUCGGUUAUUGCUACGACGGAACUAAUAGGCUUCUGGUUUACGAGUACAUGAAAAACGGUUCUCUUGCGGAUUUUCUUUUCAAAUCGAACUUAAAGGUAAAUUGGGAAGGAAGAGUCGAAAUAGUAUUGAGUAUAGCGAGAGGAAUUUGUUACUUGCAUGAAGAAUGCGAGACUCAGAUUAUCCAUUGCGAUAUCAAACCCGAAAACAUCCUAAUGGACGACAAAGGGUACGCGAAAAUUGCGGAUUUCGGAUUAGCCAAGCUAUUGAUGCCUAACCAAACUAGGACAUACACCGAAAUCCGAGGGACGAGGGGAUACGUUGCCCCAGAGUGGCAUCGAAACUUACCAAUAACCGUGAAAGCCGAUGUUUAUAGUUUCGGAAUAAUGUUGUUCGAGAUCAUUUGUUGUAGAAGGAGUGUGGAAGCGGAUGUUCCGGAAAACGAACAAGUUCUUGCAUAUUGGGUAAUUGAUUGUUUCAAGGCUAAUGAAGUGGAGAAGCUGGUGCAAAAUGAUGAAUUAGUGGAGAAGAGUAAAUUGGAGAAGAUGGUUAAGGUCGGAUUAUGGUGCACCCAAGAUGAAGCAUCAUCUCGACCGUCGAUGAAAAGAGUUAUCUUGAUGCUAGAAGGGACGGUUAAUAUACCUGAUCCUCCACCGCUUAGCUCCUUCGUUAGUUCUCCUUAGAUCAUGUUUGUGUCACGAGACAAGACUUUAACUUUGCCAAACGUAAAAAAUAUAGUGUUCAUACUUAUGUAGUUGUGAAUUACACUAAUGAAUCACGAUGGAUAUAUACAUAUUUAUAUAUGUAUAUAUUAUCAGCCUGAUGAAAUUUACACUGUAAUCACGAAAUUUUUCUAUAAUAUUAGAACAUAGGAAGAUGUUUAGAUUUUGAAUUUUAAAUUUAUUAAAUACUUAUUAAGAGGUAAGAAUAUAUCAUUAGUUGAUUCGAUUUUUAUAUAUCAAGAA
Messenger RNA from Gossypium arboreum, 2688 nucleotides. RefSeq names its product G-type lectin S-receptor-like serine/threonine-protein kinase LECRK3. The record is from RefSeq and is a predicted model, not a curated record. Gene Ontology annotation, biological process: recognition of pollen; protein phosphorylation. The transcript has a single exon. The coding region runs from base 76 to 2406 and encodes 776 amino acids. Gene Ontology annotation, molecular function: ATP binding; protein serine/threonine kinase activity. NCBI's taxonomy places the organism in Eukaryota, Viridiplantae, Streptophyta, Magnoliopsida, Malvales, Malvaceae.